Molecule: messenger RNA, 1272 nt
Organism: Ananas comosus (pineapple)
Lineage: Eukaryota; Viridiplantae; Streptophyta; Magnoliopsida; Poales; Bromeliaceae
Product: probable CCR4-associated factor 1 homolog 11
Exons: 1
Coding region: 1-1272 (423 amino acids)
Cellular component (GO): CCR4-NOT complex; P-body; CCR4-NOT core complex
Molecular function (GO): poly(A)-specific ribonuclease activity; nucleic acid binding
Source: RefSeq, a predicted model, not a curated record
AUGAUGAAGAAUUCUUUGAACGUGCAUGUUCGGUCGGUUUGGGCAGGAAAUGUCGACUAUGAGUUCUCCCUCAUCCGCUCUCUCGUUAAGCAGUACCCUUUCGUCGCGAUUGAUACGGAGUUUCCUGGCAUCGUCUUCAAGUCCAAGACCAACCCCCGAUGCCUCUCGUUGGAGAAGAGAUACGCUCUACUGAAGAUGAACGUCGAUAGCCUCUGCCUCAUCCAGGUGGGUCUCACCCUCUCCGAUGCUGACGGCCAGCUUCCCGACCUGGGCACGAAUGGUGGUGCGCACUUCAUCUGGGAGUUCAACUUCCGAAACUUCGACCUACAACGCCACGUUCACAAUGCCGAAUCCAUAAAGAUGCUCCAAGAGCAAGGAAUUAACUUUGCGGCGCUCCGCACCCACGGUGUCGACUUCCGCCACUUUAGAAGGCUAAUCCUGUCGUCGGGCCUCCUCUACAACCCGAAAGUGACGUGGAUAACUUUUCACAGCUCUUCCGACUUCGCGUACGUUAUGAAAACUCUCACGGGCAUCGACCUACCGAUGCAGAUAAAAGACUUCCUCUUAGUGCUCAAGCACUUCUUUGGACCGCGCAUUUACGAUAUGAAGCAUAUGAUAAAAUUCUGCAACGGACUUUAUGGAGGGCUCGAGAGCGUGGCUGCGCAACUGCGGGUGGAGCGGAUAGUGGGGNGCUCUUCCGACUUCGCGUACGUUAUGAAAACUCUCACGGGCAUCGACCUACCGAUGCAGAUGAAAGACUUCCUCUUAGUGCUCAAGCACUUCUUUGGACCGCGCAUUUACGAUAUGAAGCAUAUGAUAAAAUUCUGCAACGGACUUUAUGGAGGGCUCGAGAGCGUGGCUGCGCAACUGCGGGUGGAGCGGAUAGUGGGGAGGAGGCACCAGGCCGGGUCGGAUUCGCUACUGAUGCUGCAAAUCUUUAUGAGAAUGAAGCAGGUCUAUUUCGCUACGAACGACGCGCGCAUGGAGAAGCAUAUGGGUGUGAUUUACGAUUUGGAGUUGGAAGAUUCUACAAUGCGACCUGUUGUUGCUACAGCACUAGUAGAAGGACCGCUGGAAGCAAUAUUUUGCGGGGUCAGCCCGCUGGAAGUAGGUUUUUGCGGUACGACGAAUCCGACAAGUGCAGAAAAUAUUUUUGCACAACAACUCCCUGGCUGUAUGACUCAACAACUUCCACUCCCACCGUGCCAUAUGGCUCAACAAACUCCAAUCCCGAGCUUUCCCUGGCCGUACUACUUUGCUUCUCCUUUUUAG